Pseudovirgaria hyperparasitica is the source of this 1502-nucleotide messenger RNA. Its product is annotated as putative quinone oxidoreductase. The record is from RefSeq and is a predicted model, not a curated record. The coding region runs from base 278 to 1291 and encodes 337 amino acids. The transcript is spliced from 4 exons. Gene Ontology annotation, molecular function: oxidoreductase activity. Lineage: Eukaryota; Fungi; Ascomycota; Dothideomycetes; Acrospermales; Acrospermaceae.
GCUUGCACUGCAUAUGCUCCUGUCCAAUGUCGUUCCGUGACAUAUUCCUGAGGGCGUCUCGGAUGAUCGGGCUCACUAAUAACAAUAGCUCCUGUUUCGGAGGUCUAUCCCAGAUGAAAUUGAACCUAUCCAAUUGUCCAACUGCCCCGCAUGCCCCACUAUACUGCCAUUCCAGCCGUCAUAACCUCGUCGAAUGCUGCCAUAUACAUAUCAGCUGCCGAGCAAUGCCAAAGCAUUCUCUUCUCCAUUCUUUACCUUUCCCAAUUGACACUUCCAGAUGUCUCCAACGAUGCGCGCAGUCGAAAUUAAGAAUGGCAAAGGCAAUGCCGACAGCCUGUAUCACACCGAUGUGCCCAAGCCCACGCCAAAGGGCUCCGAAGCUCUCGUGAAGAUCAAGGCUUUUGGGCUCAAUCGCAUGGACCUGCUCCAGCGCGAGGGCCAAUACCCGGUUCCGCCUCAGGCCAGCAAGAUCCUCGGUGUGGAAUUCUCGGGCGUGAUUGAGAGUUUCGGGGGGGAUGCGGAGCGAGGUUUCAAGGUUGGUGAUGAGGUUUUUGGACUCGCUUAUGGAGGGGCUUAUGCUGAAUACAUCGCUGUGUCGACGCACAUGCUGGUACACAAGCCUAAAGAGCUCUCGUGGGAGGAGUGUGCUGGUAUUCCAGAGACCUGGAUAACAGCAACCCAAGCAAUCUACCUUAUCGGCCAGUACAAGCCCGGCGACUCGAUCCUCUGGCACGCGGGCGGGUCCUCAGUCUCACUCUCCGGGAUCCAGCUCUCCCACGCCGAUUCUCCGUCCGGUGUCUUCGCUACCACGCGGUCCGACGAGAAGAACGAUUUCCUCGUCAAGGAACUAGGCGUCAAGGCUGCCUUCAACACGAAGACGUCGCUGGACUGGGCAGACGAGGUGCUCAAGGCAACGGAUGGCAAGGGCGUAGACAUCAUUGUCGACUUCAUCGGCGCGGACACGUUCGGACCGAACCUGAAGGCGAUUGCAAAGGACGGCCGGAUCGUCAUGCUGGGCUUCAUGAGCGGUGCCGAGAUCCCAGCGGGUGUCAGUCUGGGUCCGUUCAUCGCGAAGAGGAUCAGGUAUGAAGGGAGUAGCCUGAGGAGUAGGGACGAGGAGUAUCAGGGCAAGCUCCGGGAUCAGCUUGUUGAGCAUGCGCUGCCGCGGUUCAAGGACAAGCGGUUCAAGGUGUUUGUCGAGAAGGUGUUCAAGUGGGAGGACGUCAUUGAUGCGCACAAGUUGAUGGAGAGCAAUCAGACAAAGGGAAAGAUUAUCUGUACGAUUAGUUGAGGUACCCCGAUUUGCAUGCGGUUGGGAUAAGCUUUGCCAAGAUCUUGUUCAUGGCAUGGCUUAUGACUUCAGGUGCUCCGGUUAUCCGCAUGUAUGCACCCUACGUCGGACCUGUGCAUAUUUCUGCUGCAUAUAUCAUGGUUCGAUGUACAACACUUACGAAUUCGCACACUACUGAGACUACUACCCUCACCGAAUGUCUAUUCAAGGG